Molecule: messenger RNA, 4939 nt
Organism: Cynoglossus semilaevis (tongue sole)
Lineage: Eukaryota; Metazoa; Chordata; Actinopteri; Pleuronectiformes; Cynoglossidae
Gene: nck2a
Product: NCK adaptor protein 2a
Exons: 4
Coding region: 303-1502 (399 amino acids)
Biological process (GO): cell migration; ephrin receptor signaling pathway
Cellular component (GO): cytoplasm
Molecular function (GO): receptor tyrosine kinase binding; signaling adaptor activity
Source: RefSeq, a predicted model, not a curated record
AUGUGCUUUGCUCCAUGAUUACUGUGUGAGUGAGAGAAUGGUUGAGGUGGAGGCACUGAGCCUGCGACAGAAAAACAAGCGAGGACAAGUCUAGACUCACUUUCUGCUAUGUCCAGAUGCAAUUUGUAUAUACAAAAAGAAAUAAAAACGAUACAAUUUAAGCAGAACUAAAAUGCGGAUUUAACGGCUCCUGUCGUGGCUGUUGUUUGUCGCUGUUUUGAGUCUGUGCUGCUAACGUUUGUGCGUGUGUCGCGGUCUGUCCAUUCUCUCUGGAGUGAACACUAAGGGGGACUCCAUGAAAGAUGACAGAGGAGGUGAUUGUUGUAGCCAAGUGGGACUACACGGCCCAGCAGGAUCAGGAACUUGACAUCCGUAAAAACGAGCGUCUCUAUCUCCUGGACGACUCAAAAACCUGGUGGCGCGUUCGCAAUGCCGCCAACCAAACAGGGUAUGUGCCCUCCAACUACGUAGAACGAAAGAACAGCCUGAAGAAAGGCUCGCUGGUGAAGAACAUCAAAGACACACUAGGUUUGGGAAAAACCAAGAGGAAGACAAGCGCACGUGAUGCUUCUCCCACACCGAGCUCGGACACAGAGUGCCCCACCAAUGGCAGCGGCGGUGGUGGAGGUGGGGGAGUUGGAGCUGCAGAGAGAAUCUAUGACCUCAACAUCCCGGCUGUGGUCAAGUUUGCCUACAUGGCAGAGAGGGAGGAUGAACUGACGCUGGUCAAGGGCUCCAGGGUGAUCGUGAUGGAGAAGUGCAGCGACGGUUGGUGGAGGGGCAGCCAAGCGGGGCAGGUGGGCUGGUUCCCCUCUAACUAUGUGCACGAGGAGCUGGUCGGAAUGGAUGAUAGGGGAGAGGGAGAUUCCCCAAGGGGUUUCCACGCAGGCUCCCAGGGAACUUUGUUGGCCAACGGACGUGCAGGUGGCCGCGCCGGAGCUCUUCACGUAGUUCAGACACUCUAUCCCUUCAGCUCUGUAACAGAGGAGGAGCUGAACUUUGAGAAGGGGGAGAUCAUGGAGGUGGUGGAGAAGCCCGAGAAUGACCCAGAGUGGUGGAGAUGUAAGAACUCUCGCGGCAUCGUAGGCCUGGUACCUAAGAACUAUGUGAUGGUGCUGGAGGAGAGGCCCGCCAUGCCUUCGUCCACAUCGGGUUCCCCGCAGUACCAAACCGUAUUACCCGCCCGUUCAGGGAAGUUCUCUGGACGGGACUGGUACUACGGCAACAUCACCAGGCACCAAGCGGAGUGUAUUCUCAAUGAACGAGGGGAGGAGGGUGACUUCCUCAUACGAGACAGCGAGUCAUCACCCAGUGAUUUCUCCGUGUCGCUGAAGGCCACGGGGAAGAACAAGCACUUUAAGGUGCGUCAGUCAGACGGCGUGUACUGUAUCGGCCAGCGCAGGUUCAACUCCAUGGACGAGCUGGUGGAGCACUACAAGAAGGCCCCCAUCUUUACCAGCGAGCACGGGGAGAAGCUGUACCUGGUCAAAGCGCUGCUGUGAUUCACAUGUCCCUCACACUUACACUGGACCCCUCCUCCCCACCUACAAACACACACACACACAAAGAAACACACUCUGUCAUGCACACUUUAAAACUAUCGCCACCUCCUGACUGUCUUAACUCAAGCCUUAGCUCUGAACCCUCUGGCUGUGGCGUGUCCACAUCUAGAUCCUGGGUCUGUGUAUUUUUCUGUGACCAGAUUAAGAGGUUCUGGCUCUGCUGUCUCCUUCAGGUGCAGCCUCUCUUUCUAUCCUGGAUGUGUUGACAGACACCACAGGCCUUUAUGGAGGGUUAAGCUCUCCCUCUGAUGUCAUACAUACACCAACCCUUCGUGUACUUCCAUGCAGAUCCAGCCUCUGAGAGACCCUAUAAUCUAAUGUUGUCCUGUCAUGUGACUGAUCAUGUUUUGUUCUUGUUUUGUUUUUUUUCUAACCUAAUUUAAAUCCAUCUCACCGACUUCACAAAGUGACCAGAAUCACUCUCUUGCCUUUUUAUUCUUCCUCACAUUCAUCAUUCCUUUACACGAUGUCUCUCCCUGUUCAAAUUUAUGUCUUACAUGUUGCUCUUUCAAUGUUCUACUUGUCUCCAUCACCACAGAAAGAACCAUUAAUAACAUACUGUAGAUUGUAAAUAAUAAAAGGAUGUAGCUGUCUGUUUGCUAAAGUAAAGCUAUGGAGGAAACCUGAACUGUCACAACAAAGGUUUGUUAAUUUAUAGUAUCAGGUCAUCAUCGGUAGAGUAUAAUCUCUUUACAUUAUGUCCCCUUUACAUGAAGUUAAUACACAAACCUAUUUGGGAGACAACAACAAGAGCCUGGUGUCAGGCUACUGCAUGAAACCCAUAAGGUUUAAUCAAAAUGUAAUGUUUCCCACUGUGAUGUAUUCUUCAUGUCCUGCCUAAUGAGAUAUUUUACAGAAUAAAACAUCGUGUUUGAUUAGAGAAGUUCUGAGACUGGUAAAUGGAAUUAAAAAAAAAAAUCCAUGGGAAAUUAUUUAAUGGCAUUAAAAAAUCAAAGCCACACAUAGCUGUUAACCAAUGUAGCACGUGUGACCUCAGAAGGCCGGUCACUAUUAUUCAGGGUUUGUACGUCAGUUCAAAGAAGGGAAUACAUUUCUACAAACAAGUAAUGAUACUUUAAUAAAAUUACCCUUGAACAAUAAAUGUAGAUUUUUGCUAACAGCGAACGAGAGAAACAAUCACUGUUGGCAGAUUAGUAUGAAGUCAAUGAACCUAAAAAUGUGCAUUUACUGGAAUCAAAACUUGAACAGAAUGGAAAAAGGCCCCUUUAAUCACAUUUGUAGUGUGCUAUUAAUGCCUCUGUGCCUGCACAUGCUACUAAUCCCAGUGUACUGCAUUGUCAGACACUAAAGGAAAUGCCAAAAACCAGUUACCUACGUUUCAGUUUCUAAUAUGGGUGUACUUUCUGUACUAUGACUUACUGCCUUUGUGCCUGUACGUGUUACUAAAUUCUUGAGUAGACACCGAAGCAGAAGUAUGUUUUCUUCACUGUUCACAAGCAACCCAAACAGUCCUUCUGUGAAGACGGAACAGUAACCACAACAAAAAAGGGAAUAAAAUACAGGUUCAAAAUGUCAUCAUAGUGUUAUUAACUGUCUAUUAAUGCCUUUCUGCCUGCGCAAGACAAACACAUUACCCACCACAGCUUCAUCUUUUAGUGACUACUUGUAACCUGGUAGCUACAUCUUUUUGUUUAAUAUGAUCCCUGGCUUUAUGUCACUCCUUGACUGCACCUCCACACACACACACACAUGUAUUCAGUAGUCACGUUUAUGAAAACUACUCCAUGUGACACUAACAUAAACAGAUGGAGCAUUAAUGCAAUAGGGGGGAACUCUUGAUUUCCUGUAGAGUCUGAAUGUUAAUCAAUGUAACCAAAUGUGCCACUGUGUACCUGAUCUACGUGCUCCAGGUCUGCACUUCACUCCUUCAUACUCUGGUAUUCAUUCAUUCAUUCAUUCAUUUAUUCAUUCAUUCAUAGCUCUGUGCUCAUGCUUCAUUUUCACAUUGUGUCACGCUGAAACCUGUCCUCCAGUAUGUGUCUGCAGUUCUACGAGGACACCGACUGAUGAACGUUUAUAAGAAAACAGACAUCUCUCUUCUACCACACGAGCUAAUUCACCUGAUAUUGAUACUUUAGCUCCUGUCUGCGACUCUGCUGUUAGAAUAAAUGACUUGUAUCCAUUUGUAUUAUUUGUCAUAAAUAUGGUUAUAUCAGUUCAGAACAGAGACUUCUGCAAGAAGAAAAGUCAGUAGCACAGACAACUGUAUUAAACAUAUUAGUUAGUCAUUGAUUUAAGGCCCAUGAAGUAGACUUAACUGUGAAGAGGGCGUUGAACAACUCCACUUUCGUUGAUUUGAAAUUAUAAUGACAGAUGCAAAUGUUUGCUGAGCAUCUUCUCCCAAAGAGUCGCCUUCCAGACGUCCACACUUGACCAUAGACUGAAUGUCAGAGGUGGCCGUAGCUAUGGGAUGGCAAAAUUAAAAGAAAAGACUCGUAAUUUUGUUGUCGCUUUUUUGGUGAAAAUAAAAAUAAAGUACUAUCACAAUUUAAGUAUAUUCUGAUAAGAAAAUGAAUUGUGACUUAUGAUAAUACUGUCAAAAACAUUUUUGUUUGUAUCCAUAAACGCUAAACGCUGUCUUGAUAUAUAUACAGUACAUAUAUAUCAAUACAGAUAAACUGUUGAAUCCAAAUGCCUCCAAAAUGUUUGAGAGGCAAGAGAGCUAAAAAACUGUCCUUUUCUUAAUCUAUUCACUGUUUCCCAAAGAUUUUCAAAUCUAAUUUCAUACAAACUUUGCUGUGGUUUCCCUCCUAAGCGAUCGGUAAAAGCAUUUUUUUUAAGUCUAAGAUACAGAGAAAUGAGCCAACAAACAAAACACAUGACUGAGGUCAUGGAGGUUGGGUUCUUCAGAUGAUCAUCUUGUCCACUGGCACUUUGUUCAAACAAAUAUAAAGGGCAUGAUUAUCUACCUGGGUUGGAACAGAAAAACCCUUAAAGUCUGUACUGGGUUUUUGUAUUUAAUGUCAAAUCAGUAACAUUUCUGUCAGCUAGACUUGUUAUUUAAAUUCAGGGUUUGGGAAUCACUGCUGUAGAGAAACCAAAUAUACAGUCACCUGGUUGUCAUUGAAAAUAUUUCUAAGGCCCAAACCAAACAUUUUCCUAUUGUUUUUUUUUUAAAUCUGUGCAUUUGUUAGAAUGUACAUGUUGAUCAUGGCGUCCUCAGCUCUUAUAUGAUAUAUCUGAAUGUUACUGAGCAUCAUUAUUUAAUUCUUGUCUCCACUGUAUGUAUAUAUUCAAAGUAAGAUAAGGUGCAUAUAUGAAUCGUUCAGAUCCAACUAAGGUACUGUAUCACCGACAACAUGAUGAGAAUUGCAAUACUUUUGUUCAAUAAAAACUUUGGAAGAAUACUAAAUAUA